AUGGAGCUGAGAGCCCUCCUCCUGCUGCUGCUCUGCUUCCCAGGUCUCCAAGCCCAAACACCUCAAGAGGAGAGCCGGUCAGAAGGAAGCACUCUGUAUAUCCAGUGUCCUUACACACCAGAGACUGACUACUACGGGCAGAAGGUCUGGUACCAUGUAAGAGAUGGACUAUAUAAGGUCUUUGUGGAAAGCAACCCACACAAAACCCACACCACAAAGGGGAAAGUUACAAUACAGGACAACUACACGCAUCGGACAGUGUACAUCACCAUGACUGACCUCCAGGCAGAGGACUCAGGCACAUACUCCUGUGCUUACCGUUCCGGUGACUGGUAUAUUACACUAAGGACAAUCUCACUGAAUGUUUUCAAGGAGCUGCACAAGUGGGAGUUGGACAGUCUCUCUGUGCAGUGCCCGUACAGCCCAGGGACAAACGUCUGGUGUCGAAGAAGUGAGACUUUGUGUAAUAUCGUGGCGAGGACAGAUACCACCUCAACAUCGCAUAACAGCAAAGCUCUGGAAGGCAGAACAUCGAUCCAGCGUGACACCCAGCAGAGGACCGUCACCGUCACUGUGCAGAAGCUGCAAGCCCAGGACGCUGGCGUGUACUGGUGUGCACUCUACAGCGGCUAUCGUCCCACCCGGAUAAUGGAGGUCAGGCUCUCUGUGUCCAAGAGGACCCAGCAAUACACAGCCAAGGAGUCAGGCAACGUCUCUGUCCAGUGUCCAUACAGCACCCUAGACUAUGGGGCUGUGAGCAAAGCAUGGUGCAAAGAGGGAAGCAGGAAAGCGUGUACCAUGCUGGCCAACACGAUGUGGAAGCCUUCAGGGAACCGCAGAAAAAAUGAGCAAAGCAGAGUGACAAUCCAGGACGACACGCAGCAGGGGAUUGUCACCAUCACCAUGGAGAAGCUGCAGGCAGAGGACUCCGGCGUGUACUGGUGUGCGCUUUAUGAACACACUCAUCUUUUCCGAAUAGUGGAGGUUACGCUCAAUGUUUCCGAGGCAUCCGCUGAAACAGCUGUGUCAGGUACUCCAGGCACAAGUCCAGCAACCCCGUCUGGCAACACCCCAGCAUCGAGCUCAAAUGUAAAGACCUUCAUCCUGCUCUUGGGGGUCCUGAGCGUCCUGUUCAUCCUGGCACUCAUCAGCCUGAUAAUACUCUGCGUCAGGCGGCACAAGCAGCUGAAGAGAAGAGGUACCAGAGAAGCAGAGGACAUCUAUGAGAAACCAGAGGACAUAGCACAGCUUGACAGUGCUGAAAGAAUGGAAAGUCCCAAGGAUGACAGUGAAGACCUAAAAUACGUCACCCUGAACUUUAAAUCCCAACUCAGCCUUGAGGAUCCCCUCUACUGCAAUGUUGAACCAAGUCAGACCCACAGGAAGCCCGAAGAUGAGAGUGUGGAAUACGCCAUCAUUGCACUCAAGCAGUUACCAGCGAAUGACAAAGGAUGA
Molecule: messenger RNA, 1455 nt
Organism: Pterocles gutturalis (yellow-throated sandgrouse)
Lineage: Eukaryota; Metazoa; Chordata; Aves; Pterocliformes; Pteroclidae
Exons: 8
Coding region: 1-1455 (484 amino acids)
Cellular component (GO): cell surface
Molecular function (GO): signaling receptor activity
Source: RefSeq, a predicted model, not a curated record